This is a messenger RNA of Paramisgurnus dabryanus, 2987 nucleotides long. It is a transcript of the gene glra2, whose product is annotated as glycine receptor, alpha 2. Gene Ontology annotation, cellular component: plasma membrane. Gene Ontology annotation, molecular function: transmembrane signaling receptor activity; transmitter-gated monoatomic ion channel activity; glycine binding. NCBI's taxonomy places the organism in Eukaryota, Metazoa, Chordata, Actinopteri, Cypriniformes, Cobitidae. The record is from RefSeq and is a predicted model, not a curated record. Gene Ontology annotation, biological process: monoatomic ion transmembrane transport.
UCCACGCAUGAGCCAAAACCAUAGACACAGUUGCGCAUGCGCGCAAAGAGUCGCGGAUCUGAACUCGGUCCGUCAUUUGAAGACAUCUCACCACACAGACAAACGCACAAGACUCUUAAAGCUCUGAAAAACACAACGCCCUCACGUGCCAUCUCUUAUUAUAGCCUAGCAGGUUAUUCUCCAUCCAUCUGAUGUGCUGCGCUUUUAAGAGCUUUGGGCACCGCCGCGUCUCUUCAUGUUGUUUCUCUGACUGAUCGGAAUCAUGAACAUCUGGACUCGAGCGUUACUUCUGGGUUCAUCUGAGAAAUCCGGCAGCUUUGUUUUAGUUCGGAAGAAAGACGUGUCGGUGUUUGGAGCGCGUUUCUGACCCUGCGCGUCCAUGCGCGAGGACGCGCACAGCCAGAGGAAUGACUGCUUCUAUUAAACUCCUAACAACUUUACUCGGAUGCUUUAUAGAGAUGCACAAGUACUUCAGUUUAACAGAAGCGAACGAGUAUGAAAGAGCAUCCGGACACGAAUAUUCAUCUACGAUGUCCCCAUCUGAUUUCCUGGAUAAACUCAUGGGAAAGACGUCAGGUUACGACGCACGCAUUAGACCCAACUUCAAAGGUCCUCCUGUAAACGUUACGUGCAAUAUUUUCAUCAACAGUUUUGGCUCUGUGGCAGAGACCACUAUGGACUACAGAGUCAAUAUCUUCUUAAGGCAGAAAUGGAACGACCCGCGAUUGGCCUACAGCGAAUAUCCGGACUCAUCCCUGGAUCUGGAUCCGUCCAUGCUGGACUCCAUCUGGAAACCCGACCUGUUCUUUGCAAAUGAGAAAGGAGCAAACUUUCAUGAUGUCACCACAGAUAACAAACUCUUGAGGAUCUUUAAGGAUGGGACAGUGCUGUACAGCAUCAGGUUGACAUUAAUAUUGUCGUGUCCGAUGGAUCUGAAGAACUUUCCCAUGGAUGUUCAGACCUGCACUAUGCAGCUGGAGAGCUUUGGUUACACAAUGAAUGACCUGAUAUUCGAGUGGCUUGAUAAAGGUCCGGUUCAGAUGGCUGAUGGUUUGACUUUACCACAGUUCAUCAUCAGAGAUGAGAAAGAUUUGGGUUACUGCACCAAACACUACAAUACAGGUAAGUUCACGUGUAUCGAGGUGAAGUUCCAGCUGGAGAGACAGAUGGGAUAUUAUCUCAUCCAGAUGUAUAUUCCCAGUCUGCUCAUUGUCAUCCUCUCAUGGGUCUCAUUCUGGAUCAACAUGGACGCAGCUCCGGCUCGGGUCGCGCUCGGCAUCACCACCGUCCUCACCAUGACGACCCAGAGUUCAGGCUCGAGAGCUUCACUGCCAAAGGUUUCCUAUGUGAAGGCCAUAGACAUCUGGAUGGCCGUAUGUCUGCUGUUUGUUUUCGCAGCUUUACUCGAAUACGCCGGCGUCAAUUUUGUCUCUAGACAACAGAAAGAGUUUCUGCGCUUAAAGCGAAGACAAAGACUAAAGCGGAAGGAGGACGAGUUACAAGAUGGCCGUUUGCACUUCACGGGUUACAACAUGACUUCAUGUGUCAAAGACGGAAAUGCGGUGAAAAGUCCCUCGACAAACAGCGUUCAGACGCCAGCGCUUCUGAAAGAAACCGAACCAAACAGACGGAAGUUUGUGGACAGAGCAAAGAGGAUUGACACUAUCUCACGAGCGGUGUUCCCGCUGGCUUUCCUCAUCUUUAAUAUCUUCUACUGGAUCACAUACAAGAUCAUCAGACAUGACAGCCCCAGGAAAGUCUAGUUGUGUUGUGUUGUGUUUGUUUGUUUCAUGAGAGUGUUGAGCUUUAGAAGUUCUGUAGAAAGACGUUUAGACACUUUUAUUUUCUGUCAGAGAUUAAAUGUCUUCUGGACUCUGUGGACAAACACCCGUCCCAUAUGACAGCAGGAGAUAUUGCGUAGCAAAAAGAAAAUAUAAGACAUUUAAGUAGAUUUACUGUCUUUAAAGGAUUACUCCACGUGACACCCCCAUGUCAUCCAAGAUGUUUAUGUCUUUCUUUGUUCAGUCAAAUUUUGUUUUGUUUUGUUUUUUAGGAAAAAAUUGGGUUUUUCUCCAUAUAGUGGACUUUAGAGGCAUAAGGGUCUUAUCUAGCAAAACGAUUGUCAUUUUCGCCAGAAAAAAGCACUUUUAAAUCACAAAUUCUUGUCUUGCGCUAGCCGUGUGAUGCACCAGCGCGACCUUGCGUAUUACAUAAUCACAUGACAUUGGGGUGAGUAAAUUUAUCAGAUUUUUUGUGAAAGUGGAAUAAUUCUUUAAAUAUACGGUGCAUGGUCCAACUGAACAGAGCUAAUGGUGAAAUGUGUUUUUCUACAUGUGAAAGAUAAUGAUCAAUGUUUUAUAUGAUUGUCUCUUAAUAGUUUUUAUGAAUUGUAUAGUAACUUUUUACUUUGAAGGUCAAGUAGCACAUUACAACAAAAACACAAGUUGAUCUCCAAUUAUUAAAUCUAUCACAAGACAUCUGUCAGUCAUAUUUCACCCCAAUAACCCAAAGACAAAACUGAUGUAGCACAACUAUAUUAUUAUUAUAAUAUUAUACAGAAUAUAUAAAUCAAGAAUAAACUGAGAAUAAAUAAUAAAAGCCAGAAGUCAAACUUACAUAUGCAUCAUGUUAUGACAGUUUAAGGGAAAUAUAGCCAAAUAAUGUCACUACUCAAUGACUCUUUCAUUCUAAACAUAGGCCUUAUUUUAUUUAUACUAUAUAUAAUUCAUUUCUUUUGAUUAAGGGGUGAAAUGUGAGCAGGCUUUGAGGAUUUGUUGGCAACGGUUAUUUUCUCAGCUCUGUUAUCUUGAGUGUUUUUAAAUGUUGACAGAUAAAAACAUGACUCUCUCUCAUAAGACUUCAGUAAUGAUGAUGUACUGUAGAUGUGAUAUCACUCAGAUGUUUCUAUUCAUUGUCUCAUGGUGGCUGUGAAGUUUGUUUGUUUGUUUUGCUAUCAAGCUAUUAAAUGCUGAAAAUGAAGAACACUU